CGGGCGGCCGGGCUCUGGCCCGCGCCCCGCCGGCGCGAUGCUCUUCUCACUGCGGGAGUUGGUUCAGUGGCUGGGCUUUGCCACCUUCGAAAUCUUCGUGCACCUGCUGGCCCUGUUGGUGUUUUCCGUGCUUCUGGCACUGCGAGUGGAUGGCCUCGCCCCGGGCCUCUCCUGGUGGAACGUGUUCGUGCCCUUCUUCGCUGCUGACGGCCUCAGCACCUACUUUACCACUAUCGUGUCUGUGCGCCUCUUCCAAGACGGGGAGAAGCGGCUGGCAGUGCUGCGCCUCUUCUGGAUUCUCACAGUCCUUAGCCUCAAGUUCGUCUUUGAGAUGCUGCUGUGCCAGAAGCUGGUGGAGCAGACAAGAGAGCUCUGGUUCGGCCUGAUCGCAUCUCCAGUCUUCAUUCUGCUGCAGCUGCUCAUGAUCCGCGCCUGUCGUGUCAACUAAUCUCUCAGGGAUUGGAGAAGGAGAGUUGCACAACUGAACUGCUUGACUCCUGCUGAGGCCCUAAUUGCAUCACGCUGGAGAAGAGACACUGGUUUGAAGGCAGCGUCCGCUUGUGCCCGGCUGAGUGUCCAGUUUUCUCUAUGCCAGUCUAACAUUGUUUCUUCAGCAGGAUUAAAAAAGAGCAGCUUCCAUCCUUGAAAUGCAUUUCCUGUUAUUCAUGCUUUGAGUAGCUAAUCCUGAAUUGUGAUCCUAAGAAGGGACCCAGCCCAGCCGGUCCUGAACUACUCUAACAGUAGGAAACUGCACAUAAUUAAAAUGUCCUGGUGGACUCUGAAUACUCAGCAUGGAUCCUGGGGAUGUACUUCUUUAUGAAGGCGGCAAAACUGGAUUAGGAUUUUGUCCAGCCAGUAGCACUGAGGGAAGAGCUCAAAGCUCCGCCCCACCUCUCCCUGCAUGAUUAUGACCCUAUCUGGAUAUCUGCCACCUGAGAAAAGCACUCUACUAGCAAGUCAUAGCUUGGCUUCCUGUUCCAGCAGAUUGCAAUUUCAGGACUUUCCCACCACCUUGUGGCCAGCACCAUUAGUGCAUCUGGGACAGAUUUAGGCCUUUCUAAGGGACCAAAGACAGAAACAGGUGCUCUGAUGCUCAUGGCACAGAGACUUACUUAUGGAACCUUGUGAGCAGCCCAGAUUGUUGGCCUUGAGGUCUUUGGUUUGAUGCCAGUUAGGUGCCAAAUGAGAACAUUUGCUGAGAUGAAAAUAAAAUAAGAGAAUGUUUUCCUGAUA
Molecule: messenger RNA, 1233 nt
Organism: Marmota flaviventris (yellow-bellied marmot)
Lineage: Eukaryota; Metazoa; Chordata; Mammalia; Rodentia; Sciuridae
Gene: Tmem203
Product: transmembrane protein 203
Biological process (GO): intracellular calcium ion homeostasis
Cellular component (GO): endoplasmic reticulum
Source: RefSeq, a predicted model, not a curated record